Empidonax traillii (willow flycatcher) is the source of this 623-nucleotide messenger RNA. It is a transcript of the gene NUDT8, whose product is annotated as nudix hydrolase 8. Bases 15 to 533 code for a protein of 172 amino acids. The record is from RefSeq and is a predicted model, not a curated record. The transcript has 4 exons. Gene Ontology annotation, molecular function: coenzyme A diphosphatase activity. Lineage: Eukaryota; Metazoa; Chordata; Aves; Passeriformes; Tyrannidae.
CCCGUGCCGGCGCCAUGGCGGGCCCGGGCGGUGCCGGUACCGCCGGGGCCGCGGACGCCGGGGAUGUGCUGAGCGGCGGCAGCGAGCGGCGCUUCCCCGGCGGGCGGCGGGACCCGGCGGACGCGGACGCGGUGGCCACGGCGCUGCGGGAGACGCGGGAGGAGCUGGGGGUGGCGGUGGCAGCAGCCAGCGUGUGGGGACAGCUGCGGACCCUGCCCGACCGGCAAGGAAUGACCGUGGCGCCUGUCGUGGCAAACCUGGGGCCGCUGGAGGCCUUGACACUGACCCCCAACCCCGACGAGGUGGAGGAGGUGUUCACCCUGCCCCUGGCUCACCUGCUUCGGGAGGAGAACCAGGGCUACACUCACUUCCGCACGGCCACCGGCUACGGGUACACCCUGCCCGUGUUCCUGAAUGGCCCCCACAGGGUGUGGGGGCUCACAGCUAUCGUCACCGAGCUCACCCUGGAGCUGCUGCUGCCUGGCCAGUACCGCAGGAAGACCCACGUGCCACCCCGGAAACCCGAGGCCUGAGGGAGGAAGGGGCAGGGGGUGGCUCUGGGGCACAGAAGCCACCGGUGACGUCGCACACUGUGAUUCAGUAAAAGCCAUGUUUGGAACUGC